Molecule: messenger RNA, 351 nt
Organism: Haemonchus placei
Lineage: Eukaryota; Metazoa; Nematoda; Chromadorea; Rhabditida; Trichostrongylidae
Source: the annotation of a GenBank genome assembly
UUGGUGGGUUCGGAUGUACAGUGGAGAUUGACUACGCUGGUGGCGAGAAGGGAGUAUAAUUGUGGUCGUUUGGUACGCAGACACCAGUGGCUCUUUGGCGGUAUCCAGAGAGGGAGCGGACGAGCAUUUUUGAGGCUGGUGCGAAGGAGGAACGCUCCGACUCUGCUUCGUCUUAUCGGAAAGUUUAUAAGACCUGGCACGACGAUCAUUAGUGACUGCUGGAGGGCAUACAGUCAGAUCGCCGCACUGCCCAAUGCCUACCGACACCUCCAGGUCAAUCACCAGUUGAAUUUUGUAGACCCACAAACUGGUGCCCAUACUCAAAACGUAGGGUCGCUGUGGCAGAAAUAG